AGGAGGAGGAGGAUUUCAGGAGCGGAGAAAUUCACUUCAGUCUGUGCGCAAGAACGCACAGAGUCAGCGAGGGGAGCCUAACAGAGCUGCGGAGGAUUAUCACCACAGUGACUCUUCUUUCACUACACCUUUUAAAACAAAUGUCUCUCUUUCAUUAACAAACAACUGCAAGGACAUGAUGGUGGAAGUUUCAAAGAGCGUCUACAUCCUUCUUUGCUGCCUGUUGCUGCACCCUGUGUUCUCAGUGCAGAAUCAGAUGUGUGACAUGAUGAUGGAUAUCGACAAGGAGAGGGACAUGUGCCUGUCCCGGAUCGAGAACAAAACCACAGGUUGCAGUGGAACGUGGGAUAAGAUCACCUGUUGGCCCAGUGCAGAAGUUGGAGAGGUUGUCACCAUCCCCUGCCCCAAAUAUUUAUUCAUCUUCUCCAGGGAUGCAACUACACGUAACCUGUCAAAGACGUGCACUGAGGAUGGCUGGGCCCCGGUCAGCAUAGCCUCCUAUACAAUGGACUGUGGAUACAAUCCUAACAGCACCAUGGAUGAAAAUACGGGAGACUUCUUGGAUGCUAUCAAAGUGGGUUACACCAUCGGGCACAGCGUGUCGCUCAUUUCUCUGACGAUCGCCAUCAUCAUACUGUGUCUCUUUCGGAAGCUGCACUGCACGAGAAAUUACAUCCACAUGCAUCUCUUUGUGGCUUUUAUUCUGAAGGCCGUGGCUGUUUUCAUCAAGGACGUUGUCCUGUAUGUUGUCGGGGAGACAGACAACUGCCAGUCAACUGUGGGCUGCAAGGCCGUGAUGGUCUUCUUCCAGUAUGGAAUCAUGGCAAGCUACUUCUGGCUGCUGGUGGAGGGCUUCUACCUCCACACUCUGUUAGCCGUUUCCUUCUUCUCUGAGAGGAAAUACUUCUGGUGGUACAUCCUGAUUGGUUGGGGGGCUCCGACCAUCUUUAUCUCAGCGUGGGUGAUCACAAAGGCUUACUUAAAUGAGCCUGGCUGCUGGGAAACAAUUAAUGACAAGCCAUGGUGGAUCAUCAAAACACCUAUUUUAGUCACCAUACUCGUGAACUUCUGCCUCUUCAUCUGCAUAAUCCGGAUUUUGCGACAGAAGAUGAAUUGCCCUGACAUUGGAAGAAAGGAAUCCAAUCAGUACUCGAGGCUGGCUAAAUCCACUUUGCUGUUGAUCCCUCUCUUUGGAAUAAACUACAUCAUUUUUGCUUUCAUCCCUGACCACAUCCACCCACAAGUGAGGCUGGUGUUUGAUCUCAUCCUGGGGUCGUUUCAGGGUUUUGUUGUUGCAGUUUUGUACUGCUUCCUAAACGGAGAGGUGCAGGCAGAGAUCAAGCGCAAGUGGCGCAGAUGGAUGCUGCAGAGGUUCCUGGGUGCUGGAACAAAGUAUCAACAACCCUCCAUCGGAAGCAACGGCAACAAUUUCAGCACCCAGAUCACCAUGUUGACCAAAUGCAGUCCGACAACUCGCCGGGCGUCCGAGUGUCAGGAGCACCUCUCCGCCAUCUGAAACAUCGGAGUAGUUGGCGCAACGUUUUGUUUUUGUCAUUAUUCACUAAAAGCAUGGCUCAGACGUGCUGAUUUAAUUCAGUUGAUUCUGGUUACUGAAAGUCUGUUAGACAUUUUGGUGCUGAGGCUGAGAAGUCAUCUGAAAUGUUCUUCUUGUCAGGGUGGAAAGGCAUCUCAAACCAUUUUCAAAAUGCAGGACCUGUUCAUAAAAAUAGGUCACAUUUCUAAGUUAGCAUUAUAAAUUAAUGUCUAAAAAAAUACAAAAACAUAGCCGUCACAGAAGGCUGUUCUCCUUCUGUAUCGAACAUUUGGUGCUGAUACAUAGGUAAACAGUUUGUUGAGCUUUGUUUGCAUCACAUGAUGAGGGGGCUUGGAGCAUCUGCUGUGUUAGAAAUCAGCCCUCUGAAACACACAACAGUAAACAGCAGAGCGAGAGACCCUCAUGACCGCUCUGCAAAUGGAGUGUUGGCCAGCAUUUUCCAUCUGAUGUUGAGCUGUAGAUGGACAGAGCGAGAGACGAGCUGUGCCCUAUAAGAGGAACAUGUUUAUUAAAAAGGCGUGUUACACAAGAACUCAGAGCACUUAACCUAAUGGCUCAUGUUGCUGAGGGGACUAGCAGUAACAACAUUAAUGAUAUUGUCAUGCUCUCAUGAUCAGUAGAGUCACCGAACAGGAAUCUAUAGUAUAAUCAGCACACUGGAUGUUCCUCUCCUGUCUGUGACGGUUUUAUACGGAGCAAACACUCUGCUGAAUUACUGCAGGAUCACAUUCCAGAGGAGACACUAAAGCUCCUGCUUGUGAAAUUUAUCUAAGAUUACAGAAGCUUUUAGGUUUGUCUCAGUGCACAGUGCUUUUGCAGAUGUUUGUUUCUUCAGCUAAUGGAGCAGAUGUAUUUCAUUAUUAGUCCACAGUUCACAACCUUGUGAAUAAAUGUGCCAACAGAGAUUAUUUUCAAUUAA
Notolabrus celidotus (New Zealand spotty) is the source of this 2474-nucleotide messenger RNA. RefSeq names its product vasoactive intestinal polypeptide receptor-like. The record is from RefSeq and is a predicted model, not a curated record. The transcript has 13 exons. Gene Ontology annotation, biological process: adenylate cyclase-modulating G protein-coupled receptor signaling pathway; cell surface receptor signaling pathway. NCBI's taxonomy places the organism in Eukaryota, Metazoa, Chordata, Actinopteri, Labriformes, Labridae. The coding region runs from base 176 to 1516 and encodes 446 amino acids. Gene Ontology annotation, cellular component: plasma membrane. Gene Ontology annotation, molecular function: peptide hormone binding; G protein-coupled peptide receptor activity; vasoactive intestinal polypeptide receptor activity.